Molecule: messenger RNA, 936 nt
Organism: Aaosphaeria arxii CBS 175.79
Lineage: Eukaryota; Fungi; Ascomycota; Dothideomycetes; Pleosporales
Product: oxidoreductase-like protein
Exons: 2
Coding region: 1-936 (311 amino acids)
Source: RefSeq, a predicted model, not a curated record
AUGAGUUCUAAAUUCAAACCAGCGACUGAUAUCCCCAGCCUGGCCGGCAAGGUCAUUUUGGUUACAGGAGGAAAUGCCGGCCUCGGAAAACAAACCAUAAAGUACCUCGCACAGCAUUCGCCUGCGCGCAUCUACCUCGCAGCUCGAACUGCAUCGAAGGCCGAAGCCGCAAUCGAAGACAUUAAGCGCGAGGUCCCCAACGCAUGCCCAAUCGAACAUCUUCCUCUCGACCUGACUUCCUUCGCGUCCAUUGCAACGGCGGCUGAUACCCUCAAAUCCAAGGAAAGGCGCCUCGACAUUUUGAUAAACAAUGCGGGCGUAAUGGCACUACCAUAUAGCCUGACAAAGGAAGGAUAUGAGAUUCAGUUCGGUACGAACCACAUGGGUCAUGCUUUGUUCACAAAACUGCUCAUGCCCGUUCUGUUGGAAACCGCCAAAACUCCAGAUGCCGAUGUGCGUAUCGUCAACCUGUCCAGUAUUGGCCACUACGGCGCACCUAGCGCAGGAGUAAUAUUCGAGCAACCUGCUCUCGAGCAACAUAGCACCUGGAGACGUUAUGGACAGUCCAAAUUGGCAAACAUUCUCUUCACGAAAGAGCUUGCUACACGAUAUCCGGAAAUUACAUCCAUAGCUGUCCAUCCAGGAGCGAUUAUCACAGAUUUGUAUGCGGGGGUGCGAACAAACUUCAUAAUGAACAUCGGUCUUUGGAUCUAUAGCUUGUUUACACCCAUAUUGCCAGGCCAUUUCAAGGACCCAACUGGCGGUGCCUUGACGCAGACUUGGGGCGCAAGUACUGCCAAAGAAAACUUGAAGAACGGCGCCUAUUACGUCCCAAUCGGAAAGCUCGCCCAGGGCAGCGCGAAGGCGAGGGAUGAUGGACUGGCGAAGAAGUUGUGGGAGUAUACCGAAACAGAGUUUGCAAAGCACGGAUAUUAG